AGUUAAAAUGAAAACACAAGAGAAACUGCAGGUAAAUUCCUUAAUCAUAGACAUAGGCUGCGACUUGCGAGGUGAGACAGGAAACACCUUAUACCCUCAACUCAACUCAACAAAAGAUCCGUUAGAUCCAAUCGAAUGAAAUCAGUCAGGGGCAGGCCACCUGAUUUUUAGCCACGUGUACCGCUAUUGUCGCAUUGCAAAAAAUUCAACUGUAGCAAUGUGCAAGUGAAACGGUCAAGUUGGUGGGUUCCGUUAGGCAAGCAACACAAAUGGGUAUAUUAUGGAAGAAAGGAAAAACCUGUUUUGCCUCGCUCGGUGUUUGCUAUCCCCAGUCUCCCACGUGGGCUCCACCAUCAAUUACCCCACUAUCAAGUCUUAACCCCCGCCCCCAUUGUCUGCUUAAGCUUUUCUUUCGGCGAUCCUUAACCCUCCCUAUAAAAAUCUCUAUAUCCCACUCACUCGAGUUAACCAACCAGUUUCCUCUCUUUCAUGCUCUGCUAUUCAAAGAAACGGAGCAUGGCAAUGGCAUCCUUCGCAUUCUCUUUCUCUUGCUUCCUUGUGCUACUUUCUUUCUUUGUCUUUGCAGAUGCAGCAGGUACAAUAGGCAUAAACUACGGCCGAGUCGCCAAUGACUUGCCAACACCGGACAAAGUUGUGGAGCUUCUGAAAUCACAGGGAAUCAAACGUGUCAAGCUCUACGACACUGACUCAGCCGUUUUGACAGCACUUGCCAAUUCAGACAUUAGCGUCGUCGUAGCGCUGCCUAACGAGCUCCUCGCCUCCACUGCAGCCGACCAGUCUUUUGCUGAUAACUGGGUCCAAUCCAACAUCUCUCACUAUUACCCCAAGACACAAAUUGAAGCCAUUGCCGUAGGUAAUGAAGUUUUUGUUGACCCCAAAAACACCACCAAGUUCCUUGUACCCGCCAUGAAAAACGUUUACAAUUCUCUUGUCAAGCUUAACCUUUCUUCCAUUAAAAUCUCGUCUCCUAUAGCUCUCAGUGCUUUGCAGAACUCUUACCCAUCAUCAGCCGGAUCCUUCAAACCCGACUUAAUUGAACCCGUGAUGAAACCCAUGAUGGAAUUUCUGCGUCAAUCCGGGUCAUAUCUCAUGGUCAAUGCAUACCCAUUUUUUGCAUACACUGCCAACUCUAAGGAUAUCUCUUUGGACUACGCCUUGUUCAAAGAAAACCAGGGAACGGUGGAUUCCGGUAACGGUUUAAAGUACUACAGCCUUUUGGAGGCCCAACUCGACGCCGUUUUCGCUGCCAUGUCAGCUAUCCAGUACAACGACAUAAAAAUGGUGGUCACAGAAACCGGAUGGCCUUCGCUGGGCGAUGAAAACGAGAUUGGCGCAAAUGAGGAAAAUGCGGCGUCGUAUAACGGAAAUUUAGUGAAGAGAGUCUUGACCGGAAAUGGGACCCCUCUAAGAACGCAGGACCCACUUAACGUUUACUUAUUUGCAUUGUUCAAUGAGAACCAAAAACCGGGUCCCACAUCCGAGAGGAAUUACGGAUUGUUUUAUCCCAACGAAGAGAAAGUAUAUGAUAUACCUCUCACGUUGAAGGAUUUAGGUAACAGCCAAUCAACCCCAGUCAACAGGAACAAUAGUCAAGUCCCGGUGAAUGGUACCAGCGGUGAAGUGUCGAAGACGUCGGUCGGACAGACGUGGUGUGUAGCCAAUGGGAAUGCUGGAACGGAGAAGCUCCAAGUUGCGAUUGAUUAUGCUUGUGGUGAGGGAGGAGCUGAUUGCCGUCCAAUCCAACCCGGUGCGACGUGUUAUAAUCCAAACACAAUAGAGGCCCACGCUUCUUAUGCCUUUAACAGUUAUUACCAGAAGAAGGCCCGUGCUGCUGGUACGUGUGAUUUUGGUGGUACCGCUUAUGUGGUCACGCAGCCUCCUCAAUUUGGAAGCUGCGAGUUCCCUACCGGUUACUGAGUCGACAAAGAUGAGGGGGAAUACAUUGGUGAAUAGCCGCAAAUUUUCUUAUUUCUACUAGUAUAUAGAGAGAUUACAAGGCAUUUCCUUUUGUAUUUAAUAUUACAUGUUAUAUUCUUAUAGUGUAGUUGGUUUGACUAUUUUGUCAAUAGUUUUUAGUCCUUAUCUACUUGUACUGUUUAUUCUAUAUCAUAUGGUUCAUUUUUCUAUGAUAUAAUUAGAAUAGAAUAUGUGGUUGAGGAGGUGGCCUACUAACUACCACCCUAUCUCUUUCUUA
Messenger RNA from Hevea brasiliensis (rubber tree), 2215 nucleotides. RefSeq names its product glucan endo-1,3-beta-glucosidase 14. NCBI's taxonomy places the organism in Eukaryota, Viridiplantae, Streptophyta, Magnoliopsida, Malpighiales, Euphorbiaceae. Gene Ontology annotation, cellular component: plasma membrane. The coding region runs from base 490 to 1938 and encodes 482 amino acids. Gene Ontology annotation, molecular function: hydrolase activity, hydrolyzing O-glycosyl compounds. The record is from RefSeq and is a predicted model, not a curated record. The transcript is spliced from 3 exons. Gene Ontology annotation, biological process: carbohydrate metabolic process.